This is a messenger RNA of Medicago truncatula (barrel medic), 1195 nucleotides long. Its product is annotated as E3 ubiquitin-protein ligase ATL4. The record is from RefSeq and is a predicted model, not a curated record. The transcript has a single exon. Gene Ontology annotation, biological process: protein ubiquitination. Bases 207 to 1103 code for a protein of 298 amino acids. Lineage: Eukaryota; Viridiplantae; Streptophyta; Magnoliopsida; Fabales; Fabaceae.
ACAGUCCUUCUCCAUAAACAAACCUGCUCAACAAUUACUUGUUCUGUUUUUCAUAACCACACCAAAAUGCUUUCACCAACUUCACCAUAACAAUAACAAUAACAACCAAACCUCAACACCUCUCUCUCUCUUUCAUUACAUGCCACGUCAUCAUUUAUUUCAUUCAUAAUUAGUUUCACUGUAACAACAACACACACAACGUGAAAAUGGGAAACACAAAUUCCUCACACAACCUUUUCAUAACCGUAACCGUUUUCGCCGUUACCGUCACCGUUUUCUUCAUUCUCUACUUCAUCCUCCGUCGUCGCCGUUUCUCUCCGUCAUCCUCCUCCAUUUUUAGAGUUUCUCCGGUCACCACGACUUCGUCCACUUCAUCUUCCGUCGUUGAUUCUCUCCCGAUUUUCACCUUCUCAUCCAUCAAACGCCGUUCCUCCACCGUUGUCUCCGGCGACUGUGCCGUUUGCUUAUCAAAGUUCGAGCAAAACGAUCUCCUCCGUCUUCUUCCUCUCUGCUGUCACGCAUUCCACACGGAAUGCAUUGACGCUUGGUUAUCGUCGAAUCAAACCUGUCCGUUAUGUCGAUCAUCCGUAUUCGCUUCGGAAUCGGAGAUUAUGAAGAUUUUCCGUUCAUCCUCCACCUCUUCCGGUAACAACAGCUUUCGUUUAGAGAUAGGCAACAUCAGCAACCGCCGUGAAGCAACCGCAACUGACAAUAACAAUAACAAUGUCGCCGGAGAAACUGACCAGAGGACUUACUCCGUCGGCGCGUUUGAGUAUUUCGUCGACGAGGAAGCUGAGAUUCCGGUUGGAAACACUAAUCGGAGAAUAUUUUCCGGUGAAAAAGAGGAUGCGGUGGUGCUUGCGGUGGAGGUGGAGACUCCGGUGGCUUCUCAGGCGAGUUUAAUCGGUGAAGGUAACUGGUUGAAGGAUUACGUUGAUGGUUUAACAAGAGUGAUGUCGUUUCGAGGUUCUGGAAGAUUCUUUACUGGAAGUGGUAGACGAAACGACGUCGUUGCUGGUGUUGGAGAUUUUGAUGUUGAAGCUAAUGGUAAUGGAUUUGGGGAAGAGAUUAGUGAGAUGUUUAGGUGGAUUUCAGGGGUUUAAGAAUGGAUUAACGAUAAUGAUGUAAUUAAGAAAUAGUUAAUGAGGUUUUCGAUUUUAUGAAAAUAUAUUGAAUCUGUGAUUAUCAUUAGUUA